GAUUACAGCAGAAAAGUCACAUGAAUCGUUUCACUACAGCAAAUGUUUAAUUUGUUAUGCAUUGUUUUACGUGUCUGUAUUAACUUGUCGGAUUCAGCUCAACACAAGUUAAUUUGAUUUAGUUUCUAACACCUGGAAAACAACAUGGAUGAAGACGGUCUGCCCAUAGUUGGUUCCGGGGUUGAUCUUACCAAGGUUCCUGCCAUUCAACAAAGAAGAAUCGUUGCAUUCCUCAAUCAAUUUGUUGUUCACACGGUUCGCUUCCUGAUCCGCUUCUCCACAGUUUGUGAAGAGAAACUAGCGAAUCUCUCUCUGCGAAUACAGCAGAUUGAAACCACCCUGUCUAUACUGGAAGCCAAGCUGUCCUCUAUACCUGGACUUGAGGAUGUCACUGUUGAUGGACUCGGUCAACGGCAACAAAAUGGACUUACUGCUGCCCCCCAGAGUCAACCUCCUGGUCCAACACCCGGAGCGCCUUCAACAGCAGCACAAACUGCACAAGACGCCACUGCCACACAGAGAACAGAAGCACCUACGGAGAACGUCAUGACUGUGGCCAAGGAUCCGCGUUACGCUAGAUAUUUAAAAAUGAUUCAAGUGGGUGUUCCAGUAAUGGCCAUUAGGAAUAAAAUGGUCAUGGAGGGUUUGGAUCCCAACUUGCUUGAAACUCCUGACGCUGCGGUUCCUGAUGGAGGAAUGAAGAGCGCAGAGAAUCAAGAGGUCGUCGCCAACAGCUCUGACAGCGAGUCGUCCUUCAGUGACUGAAGUGUCGAGGUGUAAAACUAGCUUCCUUGAAGCUACAAUGUCGGCGAUCAAGACAAGCAAACCAGGAGGCAGAGAUGUUGCUGCGAAGUCAGGGAGUUUAAUGCUGGAGUGGCCCUGCUGUCCGUCAGUCUGAACUGAACUGAAUUCUUAAAGAUCUAAGAUAAUAUUUUUCCUUGAUGAUGACUUGAGUCUUAAUUCAUGGAAGCUCGGGAGACAUGAAACAAUGUUCUAGAUUUGCUUUUUUUUCCCUUGUUUUUUCUGCAUUAAAUUGUAAGAAAUAUAAUUUGUCAAUGUUUUACUUUAUAUUAAGCAUUGGUAGAAAAUGAAGAAACUGCAGAAGAUUUAAUUUUAGUGUUUGGGUUUUUUUUGCACUAAACCAUUUAAAGACAAAUUACUACAAGUACUUGAAAACUUUUUCUAUAUAAAUGUGUCUCAGUUUAGUUUCCUUUCUUUCUAACGUGGUCCAUCGUCUCCGUUCAAUCUUUUAAUCUUAAUAUUUUAGCCAGAAUUGCACAGUGACUUCUUCUGAGAGGUAACGCUCUGAUAAGACAAUUUGUUUAAUAUAUAUCUUUGAAUCAGAGCUUUUGUGCACGAGCCCCCAGGAAAUGUUGCAACACAGUGUGUGUACAUGCAGGGAGUGAAAGUGGAAAAAAAGACUGGAACUGUGACUCAAUAAAUACAUCCCACACACAUGCAUUUUUCCUGUAUGUGCAUCUUGAAAAUCAAUGAACUCAAACCACAAAGUCUAAAACAACGCAAUCAACGAAGACAAGUUAAAAAAAAAAAA
Cynoglossus semilaevis (tongue sole) is the source of this 1552-nucleotide messenger RNA. RefSeq names its product WASH complex subunit 3 (gene washc3). The record is from RefSeq and is a predicted model, not a curated record. The transcript has 7 exons. Gene Ontology annotation, biological process: exocytosis; actin filament polymerization. Bases 145 to 765 code for a protein of 206 amino acids. Gene Ontology annotation, cellular component: WASH complex. Lineage: Eukaryota; Metazoa; Chordata; Actinopteri; Pleuronectiformes; Cynoglossidae.